AUGUUCCGGUCCUUAUUUGUCCAAUCAUUCCUCAUAACUUUCACAUUUUCAUCAGGUUGCUGUUUAGAUGUGGUUGAAACAGAGACACCAAUUUUACAUGAAGUUGGUAAGAAACGAAAACUUGAAGAUAGCAUACCAGUAAUUGAAAUACGAGGUGAAGGCCAACCGAUGACCGCAGCGCAAAUAAGACAGCUUGAAGAAAUGUCAAAUGGUGGCCCACUUGAUAUAAAGGUAGAGAAGACAUGGCGACCAGUGGACUGUCCACAUGCUGCGAAACGUAAAGAUUUUAUAACUUUUCACUAUAAGGCGUUCACUGAAGUUAAUAAAAAGUGUGAUCAGACGUAUGGACGUGAACCAAUUCGAAUACAACUUGGCGUAGGUAUGAUAAUGCCUGGAUUAGACAAAGGUAUGCGUGGGAUGUGCGACACUGAAUUGAGGAAAAUUCAAGUCCCAUAUCGACUAAGUCGGAAAAAGAAAAGCAAAAUAUGGAAAAAUAUUCCCAAUGAUGAGCAUUGGCUCACUUUCAACGUUGAAAUGCUCACGGUUGAGCCAUGGUCACUCGAUUUACAAUUCAACUUUUUGGACAUGAACAACGAUACAUUGGUUAAAUUUCAAGAAAACCUGAAGAAAAAUUUUGGCAAAACAUGGAGCAAUGAAAAUAUUGAUUAUGUAAUUGCUGCCAAAUAUUAUAUCAGAUAUUUUGAUAUUGAUGGAAAUGGGCGGAUAGAUUUGAAGGAAUUCCGUCGAGUGAUGGGACGCGAUAUGGCAAUAAUGGCUGCAGUAGCGAGUGAUAAAAAGGUGGAAGGUCGGAAACGGGAUCCGUCCAUUGCUUGGAUUUUAGAUUUUAACAAUGAUGGCAUUGUUUCUGUCACGGAAAUUGAUCAAGCUGAUGAGAUACUUCAAGGCGAACCAGUCGUUCUACCGAUAUUUGCCAGAGAUGAGCUUUAA
Acanthocheilonema viteae is the source of this 948-nucleotide messenger RNA. The record is from the annotation of a GenBank genome assembly. NCBI's taxonomy places the organism in Eukaryota, Metazoa, Nematoda, Chromadorea, Rhabditida, Onchocercidae.